CGACGCGGAGCCUAGUACCGAGGGGAGCCCCCACCGGGGCCGUGCGCGCCUGCACCCGCUCGGGACCUCGUAGUCCCCGCGCCCGGAGUUCGCAACGCGCUUCAGACAAGAUGGCGCGGCCGGUCCGGGGAGCGCUCGGGGCCCCGCGUCGCUCGCCUUGCCUUCUCCUCUUGUGUCUGCUGCUGCUGCUGCGGCUGGAACCCGCGACCGCGGCGGCCGGCCCGCGCGAGCCCUGCGCGGCUGCCUGCACUUGCGCCGGGGACUCGCUGGACUGCGGCGGGCGCGGGCUGGCGGCGCUUCCCGGGGACCUGCCCGCCUGGACGCGGAGCCUAAACCUGAGUUACAACAAGCUCUCUGAGAUCGACCCUGCUGUUUUUGAGGACUUGCCGAACCUGCAGGAAGUGUACCUCAACAAUAAUGAGUUGACCGCCAUACCAUCCCUGGGAGCUGCUUCGUCACACGUCGUCUCUCUGUUUCUGCAACACAACAGGAUUCGCAACGUGGAGGGGAGUCAGCUGAAGGCAUACGUUUCCUUGGAGGUGUUAGAUCUGAGUUCCAACAAUAUCACGGAAGUCCGCAGCGCCAGCUUUCCGCCUGGCCUGCGCAUCAAGGAGCUCAACCUGGCGAGCAACCGCAUCGGCACCCUGGAGUCAGGAGCAUUUGAUGGUCUGUCACGGUCACUGCUGACUCUUCGCCUGAGCAAAAACAGGAUCACACAGCUUCCUGUGAAAGCAUUCAAGUUACCCAGGCUGACACAACUGGACCUCAAUCGGAACCGGAUUCGGCUAAUCGAGGGCCUCACCUUCCAAGGGCUCGACAGCCUGGAGGUGCUGAAACUUCAGCGAAACAAUAUCAGCAAGCUGACGGAUGGGGCGUUCUGGGGGCUGUCCAAGAUGCACGUGCUGCACCUGGAGUACAACAGCCUGGUGGAAGUGAACAGCGGCUCGCUCUACGGCCUCACCGCCCUGCACCAGCUCCACCUCAGCAACAACUCCAUCUCUCGCAUUCACCGGGAUGGCUGGAGCUUCUGCCAGAAGCUGCAUGAGCUGAUUCUGUCCUUCAACAACCUCACGCGGCUGGACGAGGAGAGCCUGGCCGAGCUGAGCAGCUUGAGCGUCCUGCGCCUCAGCCACAAUGCCAUCAGCCACAUCGCCGAGGGCGCCUUCAAGGGACUCAAGAACCUGCGCGUCUUGGAUCUGGACCACAAUGAGAUCGCGGGCACAAUCGAGGACACCAGCGGCGCCUUCAUGGGGCUGGACCACCUCAGCAAGCUGACUCUGUUUGGAAACAAGAUCAAGUCCGUGGCCAAGAGAGCGUUCUCGGGGCUGGAAGCCCUGGAGCACCUGAACCUGGGAGAGAAUGCCAUCAGAUCUGUGCAGCUUGACGCCUUUGCGAAGAUGAAGAAUCUUAAGGAACUCCACAUCAGCAGCGAGAGCUUCCUGUGUGACUGCCAGCUGAAGUGGCUGCCCCCAUGGCUCGUGAACAGGAUGCUGCAGGCGCUGGUCACCGCCACCUGUGCCCACCCAGAGUCCCUGAAGGGCCAGAGCAUCUUCUCGGUGCCGCCCGAGAGCUUCGUGUGUGAUGAUUUCCCAAAGCCGCAGAUCAUCACCCAGCCAGAGACGACCAUGGCCGUGGUGGGCAAAGACAUCCGGUUCACGUGCUCGGCAGCCAGCAGCAGCAGCUCCCCCAUGACCUUCGCCUGGAAGAAGGACAACGAGGUCCUGGCCAACGCAGACAUGGAGAACUUCGCCCACGUGCGAGCGCAGGAUGGGGAAGUGAUGGAGUACACCACCAUCCUGCACCUGCGCCACGUCACUUUCGGGCACGAGGGCCGCUACCAGUGUGUCAUCACCAACCACUUCGGCUCCACCUACUCCCACAAGGCCAGGCUCACUGUGAAUGUGUUGCCGUCAUUCACCAAGAUGCCCUACGACAUCGCCAUCCGCACGGGCACCAUGGCCCGCCUCGAGUGCGCCGCCACCGGCCACCCCAACCCGCAGAUCGCCUGGCAGAAGGACGGGGGCACGGACUUCCCGGCGGCCCGCGAGCGGCGCAUGCACGUCAUGCCUGACGACGACGUGUUCUUCAUCACGGACGUGAAGAUCGACGACAUGGGCGUUUACAGCUGCACUGCCCAGAACCUGGCCGGCUCCAUCUCUGCCAACGCCACCCUCACUGUGCUAGAGACCCCGUCCUUGGCAGUGCCCUUGGAAGACCGUGUGGUGUCUGUGGGAGAAACGGUGGCCUUCCAGUGCAAAGCCACUGGCAGCCCCCCGCCCCGCAUCACCUGGCUCAAGGGGGACCGGCCGCUGAGCCUCACUGAGCGGCACCACUUCACCCCCGGCAACCAGCUGCUGGUCGUGCAGAACGUGGUGGCAGAAGAUGCGGGCCGCUACACCUGUGAGAUGUCCAACGCCCUGGGCACGGAGCGUGCGCACAGCCAGCUGAGCAUCCUGCCCACGCCGGGCUGCAGGAAGGACGGGACCACCGUGGGCAUCUUCACCAUCGCCGUGGUGUGCAGCAUCGUGCUGACGUCGCUGGUCUGGGUGUGCAUCAUCUACCAGACCAGGAAGAGAAGCGAGGAGUACAGCGUCACCAACACAGAUGAAACCAUCGUGCCACCCGACGUCCCAAGCUACCUCUCUUCUCAGGGGACCCUUUCUGACCGGCAGGAAACUGUGGUCAGAACUGAGGGUGGCCACCAGGCCAACGGACACAUUGAGAGCAACGGUGUCUGUCCCAGAGAUACGGGCCUCUUUCCAGAGACUGACGUUCACGGCAUUGCAUGCAGGCAGCCCAGGCUGUGCGCUGGGUAUAAUAAAGAGCCAUGGAAAGCACUGGAAAAAGCGGACGGGACUCCUGGCCUGCCUAAGAUGGAACACAGCGGCGUGGUCGUGUGCAUGGACUGCAGCAAUGCGGCGGACACUCCCUGCAGGGAAAAGGCCUUGCAGCCCCAGCCUGUGGCCAGAGACAGUACCCAGCCAGGGACCCUGAGCGGCCGAGAAUAUUCGCCACAGCAUUUGGGCAGUGCGACCACGGACGGGUCCCUGUACCCCAGCAACCACGACAGAAUGGCGGCCGCGGCUCUUGGGGGGAAAGAGGAUUCUUCUCGGACGUUAGCGCGGCUGUAUGAAGCGGACUCGGCCGACGUGCAGCCAUCGUGCGCGCUGACCGCAGGCCGUGUGCAGCAUGCAGAAGCCUCCCCGGCCUUUGCCCAGCACUUGCUUGGCUCCCACGGGCACGUCCCGCAGGCGUGCGACUCCAGUCCUGAGUCCGGGACACGGAGGGGGCCGCUGCUGUUGGCGCCGAGAAGCUAGGCGCUUCUACCUCAGCUGUUGUGCCAAGGGCUCCAGGAGCGCGGGAGCAGACGCCGGGAGGAAGCUCGGGUUCGAGUGGCGCUGAUGUGUACAUAGCGGGAAAGUCCGUGUACAGUGUUGCUCCAGGACAGAAAUGUAAGAGGCUAUUUGUGUACAAAAGGCAGGAAAAGUAUUUGAUACCAUUGUACAUAAGAGUUUUCAGAGAUUUCAUAUAUAUUAUAUAUCUUUUACAGAGGCUAUUUUAAUCUUUAGUGCAUGGUUAACAGAAAAAAAAUUAUACAGUUUUGACACUAUUAUUUUUCCUAUCAGGUUGCUGUUUAACUUUGGAGGGGGUGGGGACAAGUUCUGGUGCCUUAACGCAUGGCUGGGAUUAGGAGAGGCUAAAACGACGUUUGUUCUGGGAGUCUGGGGUGGGUGGGGAAGGAAGGAAGACCUUGCAUUUGUAUUGCACUGGGCAGGACGGGCUCGAGGCUGCCUGUCAGUCAGAUGGCCGUGGCCACAGCUGGUGAGAACAGGGAAGCACUGCCUGUCGGCCUUCGCGGAAGCCUCCUCUAUGACAAAUGCAGACGCGCUCCUCACGGUGUCACUUGACAGCUCCUAGGGGCUGUCUGUGACGGCCACGGCUGCUGGCGUCGGCUCCUGUGGAUUUUAGGUCUGGGAUGCUUUCAGAGCUUCCCGUGAUGCUUUAGUUCUGCCAACAGAAUUACUGACCGUGGACUUGGGGGAUGGAAAAGGAUACAGUUGUUUGUCUUCAGGGCUAGCUUCUAUCUACUGAGGGUCCAGAGCAGGCCUGUCCCCGCCGUUCCCUCGCUCAGAGGGAACUGGGCUCGGACUAGGGGAGAUCCAGCCCUUGACCUCGGUUCUGGGUGUAUUUGCACUUUUGAGCUCCAUAGCUAACCGUCUUGUGCGUGCCAGUGUGUCAUUCAGUAAAAACUGCAUGGGAACAAGGUCCUUCAAGUCUCAGCAAGCAAGUGCCUUUGGCCGCGAUGCUCGAGCGAGGCACUGGCACAGUGGUUACCUAUGUGCAUCUCGCUGUCUGGCAGGUGUCCGAAA
Molecule: messenger RNA, 4370 nt
Organism: Lepus europaeus (European hare)
Lineage: Eukaryota; Metazoa; Chordata; Mammalia; Lagomorpha; Leporidae
Gene: LRIG1
Product: leucine rich repeats and immunoglobulin like domains 1
Exons: 19
Coding region: 111-3317 (1068 amino acids)
Molecular function (GO): protein binding
Source: RefSeq, a predicted model, not a curated record